AUGCCCGCCGCCGUUGCCUCGCGCGCCCGGGCGGCCAAAAGCCCCAGAGCCCGCGACAGCGCUCCCCCCGCAAAGAAGGCAAAGCUCGCCCAAUCACCCGCCAACACUCGCCAGAAUGGGCUCAAAGCACUCGUCAACGGCACCGCUCAGAAGCCAACAGCCAAGAUCAAUGGCGUGAAGAAUACGCGGAGAGACAAAGUCGACGAUGCCUCUGCAGUAGUCGGCCGAGGUCAAGCUAGUCCUGGGGAUGUCGACAUGGCCGAUGUGGAGAAGGAGACAAUUGAAAUCAGCAGUGGUGAGGAAGAAAGUAGCGGCGAUGACGCUGCUGGUGAUGACGAUGACGUUGCUGAAGCGGGCGCUCAAAAAGACGAUGCUGCGCCUGCCAUCAACGGAGACGUCCAUGUCGCACAAGAUGGUACAGUGGACGAUGAAGAGCUCUCGUUCGGCGACCGGUUGCGCGCACAGGACCCAGAGCCGGUGCAAGAGUCUCGCAUCGUGGACGUCGAGUCGGCCUUUGAUGAGCGCGCCGAAUCGAGGACGCUGACGAGAGCGACCAACAGCCGCCCACUGGCUGCACCCAACGCCUCCUCGCUCGGAACUGUCCUCACCCAGGCGCUACGGACCAAUGACUCCGAGCUCCUCGAAUCCUGUCUGAGGGUGAUUGACGUCGAUACCAUCUAUGCCACAGUUGAGCGUCUACCAUCGCCUCUCGUCGGAACGCUCCUGCAAAAACUCGCAGAGCGUCUACACAAGAAGCCUGGCCGAGCUGGUAUGCUCAUGGUUUGGGUACAGUGGUCUUUGGCUGCACAUGGUGGAUAUUUGGCAAGUCAGCCACAGCUCGUGAAGCAGCUCGCAACGCUCAACAAAGUCUUGAAGGAGCGUGCCAAUGGUCUGCAGCCUCUUUUGUCGCUCAAGGGACGCUUGGACAUGCUGCAAGCCCAGCUCGACCUGAGGAGACGAAAUCAAAGAAUCAACGAUGACGAGGAGGAGGCUGUCAUUUAUGUCGAAGGAGAGGAUGACUAUGCUUCUUCUGCGGAAGGGGACGAGGUCUCGGUGGAUGGUGACAAGGCACCGUCUGGUCUAAGCAAGAGGCUGAAGAAGGAUCUCGACGACGAUGACGAUGACGAUGACGAUGAGAGCUCCAUGGACGAAAUGCCCACAACAAUGGAGGUCGAUGAGGAUUCCGAGGAAGGAAGCGAGGAUUCUGAUAACCUUGUGGAUGAUGAGGCCGAGGAGACUGAUGAUGACCUUGGCGAUGGCAUGUCUGAGCCUAUGAGCGACGACCUAGACGAAGGAGAAGGCUUAUCCGAGAGCGAGGAGGAGCCAAAACCUGCCAGACGUUCGACAGCCGCACGAGCGGGCCUCAAGAGCCGGCGCUGA
Molecule: messenger RNA, 1380 nt
Organism: Plenodomus lingam JN3
Lineage: Eukaryota; Fungi; Ascomycota; Dothideomycetes; Pleosporales; Leptosphaeriaceae
Biological process (GO): maturation of SSU-rRNA from tricistronic rRNA transcript (SSU-rRNA, 5.8S rRNA, LSU-rRNA)
Cellular component (GO): nucleolus
Source: RefSeq, a predicted model, not a curated record